AUGGAUGAUAUCAUUAACAAGGUACUCAACAUUAUAAUUCCUCCCAUAUCCCUCACCUUCUUCCUCUUCCUUCUGCCGCCCUAUCUCUUUCACAAGUUCCUCCUCUCCGCCGUACGAUCUGUUUUUAGUGAGGAUGUGGCUGGAAAAGUCGUCCUCAUCACUGGAGCUUCCUCUGGCAUAGGAGAGCAUAUGGCAUAUGAGUAUGCUAGAAGAGGAGCUUGCCUAGCUCUUGUUGACAGAAGAGAAAACCUGCUCCAAUCUGUGGCUAGCAGAGCCAUGUCCAUUGGCUCCCCAGAUGUUCUCGUAAUCCCUGCAGAUGUUUCAAAGGUGGAAAAUUGUAGGCGCUUUGUCGAUGUAGCAGUGAACCACUUUGGGCGUUUGGAUCACCUAGUCAACAACGCUGGGAUUACUCCAGUCUGCUUGUUUGAAGAGACCACUGAUGUCACUAAAAUAGCACCAGCUAUGGACACAACUUUUGGGGUUCAGUAUAUGGCACCUACUUUGCCAUUCCACACCUUAAAAGGAGCAGAGGGAAGAUUGUGGGGAUUGCUUCCUCUGCCGGAUGGUUGCGGUUCUCUAAUUUCACAUUGGGUUCAGGCUACCAAAUCAGCAGUGAUAAGCUUCUAUGAGACGCUGAGAGUUGAAAUUGGGAGAGAAGUUGGAAUAACAAUUGUGACUCCAGGUUUGGUUGAAUCAGAAAUGACCAAAGGCAAAUUCUUAUCCGAGGAAGGCCAACUGGUUGAAGUAAGCAUAAUGCCAAUACUGCCUGUCAAGGAGGCUGCCAAAUCAAUCGUGGACAGCGCAUGCCGGGGAGAAAUUACUUGA
Prunus armeniaca (apricot) is the source of this 825-nucleotide messenger RNA. The record is from the annotation of a GenBank genome assembly. Lineage: Eukaryota; Viridiplantae; Streptophyta; Magnoliopsida; Rosales; Rosaceae.